ACUGAGAGCUAUGUGUAACCUACCAAUGGCGACAUAACCACAAUAACUACCUAAGAGAAGACAAAUUCCCUUAGGAAUCCUCCAACCUAAUUAAAUAACAUACAUUCAAGCCAUCAUUUGCACAUACUGUGUACUUGGGUUGCUUCGACUCCGAUCUAGAGGGUCUCAUUCGAUUAAUGGAAACACCUAAUAGAACAGACCAAAAUCCAAUUCCCCUGUUUACAAAAACCUUCCAGAACAAAACCUUAGAAGCACAUUCCAAUCUAGCAAGCUUUCUGGGGAGUGCCCAUACCCAACUUCAGCAAUGAUUCAAGCAAACUCCAAUAACCGCAUUAUUAAUGUCUACCAGCUUUAGUUUAUCAUCCUCCUUCAACGAUUCUUGAGAGGUCCCUCUCACCAACAAUUCACCAUCUCUCCCCACUCUCUGCAGACUCUUCUAAGCCUCACACUAGCACUGAUGCUCUCCCAAUGCUUCUCUCUCUAGAAGCAAGCACAGCUCAGAAGAACCAGAAAUUGCAGUGAGAGAACCAAAAGGCAUAAUUGAGAGAGAGAGAGAGAGAGAGAGAGAGAGAGAGAGAGAGAGAGAGAGAGAGAGAGAGCAAGAAAAAAAGAAGGUAGACACUAUACCAUUUCUGGCAACCAUUCAUGGGAUGCAUUGUCUCAAGAUCCAACACUCCCACCGCCACACACCCUGAAAUCCCCCAUUUCUCUCCGUUUGAUUCUGCAUUUUCUCCAUAUUCUUCACCAUCACCAGCCAAAGCAAGAACUGUUUCUCUUGCAACUCCUCUUGUCCACCACCCGCCAAUCAAGAAAGGUGACACCCACCAUUUGGUCUCUCUGACAUCCAGCACCUAUGGUUCUCUCCUCCUCAUUGACCCCCAGAACACCAGAUUGAACAUCCAGAAUCUGUCUGAGCAGAAGCAUUUACCACCUCCUCAGACUCCCCAAAAAAUGGCUGAGCCUCAAACUCAUGUGGAAGAUUCGAAUGACGCCCCAUCACCGGAUUCCGUCAUCAACACCUGGGAGCUCAUGGAUGGUCUAGAUGACUGCGAUUACGAUGGUGAGAACUUCAGGAUGUCUGCUUCUUCCAUUUCAUGCAAGGCUUCAGAUUGCAAUGGCUAUGAGAAGAAAACAGUUAACUCCACAAAAUCGUAUGAAAUUCCAGCUAAGAUCAGUGGCAAUCGUGAAAUGACAGUCGGUCCAAUGGUGGGAUUCAAGGAUCAUUCUCCCCCAUCCAACGACAAAAAUUCUUCAUUAGGCAGAGAAGAUAGGGUAGUUCUGUACUUCACCAGCUUGAGAGGAAUCAGAAAGACUUACGAGGACUGUCGUGCCGUCAGAAUGAUAUUCAGGGGCUUGAGAGUGGCUUUAGAUGAGAGGGACAUUUCAAUGGACUCUUCCUACAAAAAGGAAUUGCAAAGCAAGCUCAAAGGCAAGGCACCGAGUCUGCCUCAGGUCUUCAUAAGAGAAAACCACAUUGGCGGUGCGGAGGAGAUCAGGCAGCUCAAUGAAAAUGGAGAAUUGGCGAAGCUUUUGGAGGGAUUCGAAGCGAGUGAUGUCGGGUUCAUUUGCAAGACAUGCGGGGAAGCAAGGUUCGUGCCCUGCCCUAGUUGUAGUGGGAGCAGGAAGGUGUUCGAUAAGGACGACAAAAGAUUCAGAAGGUGCAUGGAUUGCAAUGAGAAUGGAUUGAUUCACUGCCCUAGCUGCUGCUCCUGAAAGCCGAAUUCUGGAAUCUUUUACUAUUGCAAGACCAGCAACUUUCUUGUGCUAUAACAUCCAUGCCAACGAGUUCCUCCAGAUGGGGUUCCUUUUCUUCGAAAAGUUGCUGUUUCGAACUGUCUUAUCUGCAUUAGUUUCUUUCCUCCAUGAAUAAAAGUGAAAUAAAGGAAAGAUUCUUUGUGUUCA
Messenger RNA from Syzygium oleosum, 1902 nucleotides. RefSeq lists its product as uncharacterized. Lineage: Eukaryota; Viridiplantae; Streptophyta; Magnoliopsida; Myrtales; Myrtaceae. The transcript has a single exon. The coding region runs from base 646 to 1713 and encodes 355 amino acids. The record is from RefSeq and is a predicted model, not a curated record.